UUCAUGUAGGCCUUAACUAUGUUUUCCAGCUGUGUCUAGAACUGAUCUCGUCUUAAUUCUAAGUUCUUAGUUGUGAGUUAUAGUCUAGAAUCCAAGCAGAACCGGCUAUAUAGAAGAAAAAAUAAACAGAUCAAGUCAAGAAGCAGCAGAAAAAAUCGUGCUUUUGAAGCAAAAUCUGGAGGGAAUUUCGUCUUCAAAAUGACAGCUUUGUCCUCGUCUUGGUUUCCCCAGCUGCUGCUGCUGCUGGCAACCGCACGCAGUGGCGCCCCAGCCUCCAUCCUGGACGUGUUCGGCUCGUCGGUGAGCAGCCUCGUGACGACGCAGGAGGAGGCGCCGCACACCAUCGUCCGACGAGGGCCGGGGUACGAGGUACGCAAGUACCCCUCCCAGUGGUGGGUGUGCCGCCGCCACGCUGGGUCGCUCAGCGCCACCGCUCAGCAGGCGGCCUUUCUGGCGCUCUUCGACUACCUGGCGGGGCACAACAACCAGAGCCUGGUGAUGGACAUGGCGGUUCCUGCUUCCGUUGAGGCUCCCGGGAUGGUGGACCAGGCCAAUGAGAUGAACGAGGCCAACGAGGCUGAAGAUUUAAAUGAGAUUGACGAGGUUAAUGAGGUGGACGCCCCUGAGAGGGAAGCCCCGGCGGAGGGGGAGAUGACAACUUUCGAGGCCUGCUUCUACCCCGGCAAGCGCCAGCAAGCCAAUCCUCCCCAGCCCUCCAACCCUCGCCUCUACCUCAAACUCCGGCCCAAGAUGGUGGUCUAUACCAGGCAGUUCGGGGGGUACGCGGACACGGAGGAGGAAUGGCGGGCCGAGACCCGAGCCCUGAGCGCCUUCCUGAGAGAUGCGGGCCAACUGGUGGACAAGCAGCGGGUCUACUGGAACGCCUACGACUCCCCCAUCAAGUUCUGGGCGCGCCGUAACGAGGUGUGGCUCCCCGCCAGGGAUUGACGGGCGGCCGAGGGGCCCCAGCUCUCCCAUGGGGGGGAGGGGAGCUCCUCGCUGGCAGCCGCAGCUACCAGCAGCAGCGGCACCAGCUUGCACCACCUGAACCAGAGCUGGCACCACACGUGCCAUCUGUUGCUGCUCACCACACUCAUCACCCUACGCUGCACCACCAGAUGAUGACAGCCCAUCUAGUCCAUCUAGGGCUCACUGAACUCCUCUGAUCUCUUUUGACCCCUUGUAAUCUCAUUUGAACCUCUGCAGGCUCCUCUGAUCUCCUGUAAUCAGCUCUAAUGUUCUUUUAAACCCAUCUGAACACCAUCUGUGCCCAUCAGAACAUUCUGAACCUAUAAGUGCCUCUUUGAACCCCAUUGAGCCUUACACGACCAGUGGGUUCAUCUCUUUCCCUCUCCUACUAAUUAUGUAUACAGUCGACGGCCAGCGUGACAGUUGGUGGCCAGUGUGACAGUUUGCGGCCAGCGUGACAGUUGGCGCCCAUGGGCCUUAUCCAAUGCCGCAUUAGGCCUUAGUCUUCAGAAAGUGAUGAGGAACGAUAAGAGUGUGAUAAGGGGUUGAUAAGACAACGAUAAGGGUUGAUAAGACAACAAUAAGGGGUUGAUAAGACAGCGAUAAGGGGGUGAUAAGACAGCGAUGAGCGGUUUAUAAGAUAGUGAUAAGGGGUUGAUAAGACAGCGAUAAGGGGUUGAUAUGACAGCGGUAAGGGGGUGAUAAGACAGCGAUAAGCGGUUUAUAAGAUAAUGUUAUGGGGUUGAUAAGACAGCGAUAAGGGGUUGAUAAGACAGCGAUAAGGGGGUGAUCUGACAGCGAUCAGGGGUUGACAUGACAGCGAUAAGGGGUUGAUAGGACAGCGAUAAGGGGUUGAUAAAGCAGCGAUAAGGGGUUGAUAAAACAGCGAUUAGGGGGGUGAUAAGACAGCGAUAAGCGGUUUAUAAGACAGUGAUAAGGGGUUGAUAAGACAACGAUAAGGGGUUGAUAUGACAGCGAUAAGGGGUUGAUAAGACAGCGAUAAGGGGUUGAUAAGACAGCGAUAAGGGGGUGAUCUGACAGCGAUAAGGGGUUGACAUGACAGCGAUAAGGGGUUGAUAGGACAGCGAUAAGGGGUUGAUAAGGCAGCGAUAAGGGGUUGAUAAAACAGCGAUUAGGGGGGUGAUAAGACAGCGAUAAGCGGUUUAUAAGACAGUGAUAAGGGGUUGAUAAGACAACGAUAAGGGGUUGAUAUGACAGCGAUAAGGGGUUGAUAUGACAGCGGUAAGGGGUUGAUAAGACAGUGAUAAGGGGUUGA
Hyalella azteca is the source of this 2245-nucleotide messenger RNA. RefSeq names its product heme-binding protein 2. Bases 199 to 948 code for a protein of 249 amino acids. NCBI's taxonomy places the organism in Eukaryota, Metazoa, Arthropoda, Malacostraca, Amphipoda, Hyalellidae. The transcript is spliced from 7 exons. The record is from RefSeq and is a predicted model, not a curated record.